GACAAACAACAACAACAGAGAGUAUGUCAACAACAAUGACUCACACUGACACAGAAUCCACGAGGAGUAGUUCAACAGAACAAAUGGAAGAGACUACAAGUUCUAUAACGACUGCUGAACAAGACGAAACAACAUAUACAAUAACAACCUCUCAAGGCACAAGUUUGGAAAACAAGGUCACAUCUUUGGAUUCUUCUUCUUUUGAAUCAACAACAUUAGCGUCGACAAUAACAACAUCAGCUGAGUCAGCAGAGAUGACGGAAGAUGUACCAACCUCAACAGGGGAUACAACUACAAUGAUAUCAACAACUGAAUCAACAUUCAAUCCAACGACAAGGGCAUCAACGACAGCGGAAAAAACACAAGCAUUCACUACCAACCCGCCAACUACAACAAACCAAGAAACAACAACUGAAAGCUUAACAACUACUGAACCAAUCACAUCGCCAUCAACUACUACAAACAAGGAAACAACAACUGAAAGCUUAACAUCUACUCAACAAAUAACAUCGCCAUCAACUUUCAAAACAACAUCUUCAGGAAAAACGACAACUACAAGUAACACAAAAACAUUGACGUCCUCUCUGUCAUCAACUUCCAAAUCAAUUACAACAUCGGUAAUAAGUAAUGACGGCAAAACAACUGCAAAAGAAGAUACAUCUCCAGCUACAACAACCAUUGAACUUAAACAAAGCCUCAGUAUAUCAACUUCGAAACCAACAGAAACCACCAAUGAAGUUAUGGACACUACUACAUCAUCUAACACAGAAGAUUCCUUAGAAGAAUCGAAUCCGUCAAAAGUAACAAACACUCAUUUGAUCGUCGGAGCCUCGACUUCCAUUGCUGGAAUAGUGUUAUUAAUGAUUAUCAUAGGACUGGUAGCCAGAAAAUGUAGUAAAUCGAAGAAACAACACAAUAAACAACAGGAAGACAAUGGACCAAUCAGAAACUGGAGAGACCUUGCAUUGGCGGGAAAACAAAACACAGAUUCCCGGGACAAUGCCAACUCGUCCUUAUCCGACAACAGAAAUUCUUAUGUUGGCCACGCACCUCUGCAUCACUUCAAAUCUAGUGGCGGAUCUCGUCGUGUUGACGGCAAUAAAUAUCAAAGAUAUUGACAAUUUUAACCUCAUCCUCUCUUGCACAUAUAUAAUAAUUAUACUGUUCUUGUAGUUAACUUGAUUUAUAUAUAUCGUUUGCUUUUGUAGCUGAUUUUAAUAACAAAUAGAUACUGUUUAUUGAUGACCUAAUAUAUUUUGCAUAAUUUGAUAAUUCUUUUGUGUAUGUCGGUUUUUUUUCCUUGUAAAGAGGAUGUCUGUUUGAAAGUAGAAAAGAUUGCUACAUUUUAAAAAGUAGAUUUUUAAGUAUAACUGUGCCUGAAUAAAAAUUGCAUGCAUAUGAACAUUGUUUAAAGGGGAUGCGUGAAUAUAAACACCUUGGGUAUGAUUAUUCAAAAUAGUAUAUCAUAAAUAUAUACAGUUUAUGUGCAUAAGGAUAUUGUCAUAGAACAUCGAUAGGCAUUCAAGGUUAAAGUGGAAUUCCAAUGGAUUUCAAAAGUCAUCAACAGUGAAAUAAUCAUACAUAUUACCUAUUCCAACGUAGAGUCACCCAAUACCGUCGAUAUACAAGAAGAAUUUGAUUGUUUAUACGUAUGAAAUGAAUUGAUGAAUUUGAUGUUUAUAUAGAGAAAAGGAACAGUAAUAAAGUUCAAAUGCCCAUGGAAACAAAUGCAUAACAAUUGACAUAAAAAUGUCGGACAAAGAAAGGACCAAAUGAAAUGUUUUUGGUUUUUUUACAACGUCAAUGUAACGACUGUUGAAAAUACGAAAUUUUGACUUAAAAAAUUUUGUUCAAAUUCUGCUUCCUUGAAAUGUUUAUUUGCUGCAUGUUUGUAAUUCGAGCACUUGAAAUAAAAUUAGUUCUGUAAAAACUUUCUUUCGGUAGUGUCUUUAAUUAGUGAGCACUGAGCUCACUAAA
Saccostrea cuccullata (small rock oyster) is the source of this 1977-nucleotide messenger RNA. RefSeq lists its product as uncharacterized. The coding region runs from base 24 to 1118 and encodes 364 amino acids. NCBI's taxonomy places the organism in Eukaryota, Metazoa, Mollusca, Bivalvia, Ostreida, Ostreidae. The record is from RefSeq and is a predicted model, not a curated record. The transcript is spliced from 2 exons.